Molecule: messenger RNA, 9754 nt
Organism: Haliotis rufescens (red abalone)
Lineage: Eukaryota; Metazoa; Mollusca; Gastropoda; Lepetellida; Haliotidae
Product: pleckstrin homology domain-containing family G member 5-like
Exons: 23
Coding region: 2202-6353 (1383 amino acids)
Biological process (GO): endothelial cell migration; Rho protein signal transduction
Cellular component (GO): axon; plasma membrane; endocytic vesicle
Molecular function (GO): guanyl-nucleotide exchange factor activity
Source: RefSeq, a predicted model, not a curated record
GCCACCCGGCACAGACGAGCUUCACAGGGCUGUGUAGCAAGGGUAGUGUUGUACUUGUGGACGUCAGUUGUGUGUGGGGUGAUGGGAGGCACACUUUCAAUCAUCAAGCUGGUGGCUCUUGAUCAUAACUGCUAAUGCUGCAGUCAGUGGCUAGAAGUGUCUGUCUUUAAAGGGGUUCUCCACCUUAAUGUGUUCCUGUAGAGAUUGUCUUUGAUGUGAAGUGUUCGGGAUCGGACAGAGGUUCACGAGAUUGCUUUGCACGUUUGACAGAUAUUAAGUUUGACAGUGUUUGUCUACGGAUUUUGUUUUCGAGAGCCUGGAUUUCUACUUCUGUUUUCAACUAAGUCUGAAGAAAUGAAUGUACAAAAGAGCAGUGACAGUCGUCGUCUCCCUGAGCAAGAGGACUGACCAGGGUUUCUCUGCUAGUACGUGUUUGAUAUUGGCUUAUACGUGUACAGCUGACCAAGACCUACGACUGUAUGUCAGAUGAAUUUAAUCUUCUUCAAACAACUCGAGCUGACCCAGUAAACACCUCGGAGUCGCACACCGCUGAGUUCAUCAUAUCGGUUCCAUGGGGAAUGAAGAUCAUCUUUGUGAGCGCGGAUAAUCUUCAUCGCGACGCGACAAGGAUCAGGUUACCUAGCCAAGUGUAACCACGGUUGAAUGUCCUCGUGAAAAUAUUGGAAUGGAAAUAUCUUGUACAUCUCAUGAAUGACUUGUCUGUUGCAAGGCUGUGGGUAAAGUCGACUGCUCGGAGGAGAUGUAAACAAUUUAGUACUGUGUCCCUACAGGAUUAGUCUUGGUGGUGUUGUGAGCGUAUUAAGUUGAUAUUGGAUACAGUGUCUUCAUGGACUAUUCAUCAUUGGACUAUUUUUCUUAUUCACAAAGCUCAUUUGUUGAUUGACAAGCGUUUUUGGAAGGACAGAAACUGAACUUUGUAUCUCAACAGACAUGAUCGACCAAUAAUUUUUUUUAGGACAUUGCAAACUUUAUCUUUUGUGUCAGGUUUUAUAGAUUCUUAGUGACUUUUUCCGUCUCUGGAAUUUCAAUAUACCUUUAAAAGAAACGCAGUAGUUUUCAAUAUUGAGUUGCAUUAUUGUCCAUAGUUUCAGGAUAAAGGGAGUGAUAUUCUUCAGUGGGCGAGGUGAGCAAGAUUUGCAUGAUUAAUGAAGCUCAACAGCCUUGUUGGGUUUAAUGGAGCCUGAAGUGGGUGAGCCUAUAAUUUGUGUGUAAUUAUACCUCCUUGAGAUGAAUACCUCGGCCAUUUUCAACAGACUCAUUUACAAGUGUUACAGCGUGAAUCAGACAGUGUAUUCGAUUUGAAAGACGGAAAUUUGAUGCUUGAGAUUCGGUUUAUGUUUUCAUAUCUUUCUUAAUGAUCCCUGACAGUUACCCAUUUAAUGUAUUCUCUGUCUGACUAUGGAACAGGUUCUGUAUGUUUAGGUUUAUUGUGUAUCGUAUAUUUAUAAAACAACUUGGACAAAUGUUCAUUCACGAUCAAACAGCUGGACUACUGCCCUAGAAAUUGCCCGAUUUGUUGGGUUCUUGUUCGCUUAAUCCAUGGUGUUUGUUGUGAAGACUUCUGACUUUUUGAGCUGAAUGUCAGGUGGUUCACUGUCAGAGCUGGAGUAGCUGUGUGUGUUAUAUUGGGCAGGAGGAUUAUAAUCCGGCCUUGAAUUGGGACAUUACAGCCGAUUGUAGCCUGCUGCUAAUCCCAUUAUUGCCUGUUGAACUGUGUUUAUUGCAAUCACGGAGAAAAGAAGCAUAAUUGGCAAUUAUUGUGAUGCAACUAAAACCUUAAGAGUUUCAAGUGGGCCUCUUGCUCUGCUCACUGGUAUUAGGAGUUUUGAAGGAAAGUCUUCUUGUUCAUUCGUGUUGAGUAGCUGACUCAACAGUUUAAAGGGAAAUCAUAGGUUGUUCUCAGUGGAAUAUAUGACUGAAGAGUUAUAGUGGAGAAUCUUGUGGUUUAUCCACAGAAUAUGUAAACAGUUUUAAUGGAGAGUUGUUUAUUUGAACAUCUGAACCAGUUUUAAGGAACUGGUUUAUUGAAUAGCCGACGACAGCUGUGAAGAAGAGACUCAGUUUUGGGAAUAAUCUUAUAGAUCCUUCACAUUGGAGUACCUGUGUCCUGAAAUGCUUGUGUUCUGCUUCUGUCCAGUGUGACCUUUCAUUGUGAAAACUCUGUAUCCUUUCAACAAACCAUGAUGAAGUUGAGAAAGAAGAAGUUUCCACGAUCUUUCCAGAAGAAGAAGAACAAAAAGAUCGAAGACCCCGAAAACCCGACCAGUCCAACAUCCCCGACGUCGCCAACAACCCCACUGACACCCCUGAGUCCUACCACUCCGCCCGUGUUCAGCCCAGCCAUAGCUUCUCCCACAGCUGAUUCGGGGUUCUUUGACCAGCCGUCAUCGCGUGAUGCUGAGAACUUUGACUCAGCAGCCUCUGUAUCCCCCCUCUCCCCCUCGUCCCCAACAUGGGCCUCCCCCAACAACACCCCCGGGACGGAUGACAGCGACCAGGACAUUACUCAACUUUUUGCUGAAAUUUUGAAGCAAGUUGAAGAAAAUAAUUCCACAUCACGGUUUGAAUUUGAUCGUAUGUCAUUAGACACAAUCUCCUCCAGAUCCGUCACUCCGGAUCCGGACCUUGAGAGUCUGGCUGAGCUUUGUCCAGGGAGGCUGGGAGAGUCCUUCAAUGAGAAGAUUAAUACCACGGAUGACAGGGAUAUCGUACCUGCCUUGAAGAAAGGGGAGAAUACUCUUCCUUGUGGAUGUGAUAGAGAAUGUUUGUCAACAGUUGAGGUGAAACAUGUGGAGAUCAAGGCAGGAUAUGACGGGGGUGCGGAAACAUGUUUUGUUAUUUCCACCUCAACGAUACAGGUUUGUCAUCAUCCCCAGUGCACGGAGGAGAACCAGGACCGGCCGCUGUUGCUGUGCCAUCAGUGUGACCUUGACAUUCAUAAAAAGCCAGAGUUCACAGGUCAUCUCGUUCUUGAUGCUCCCAAAAGACGUAAACCCAUUUUAUCCCACAUCUCGUCCCCUGAGUCUGGUAACCAUAGCAACAGUGAGGCUGGGGAGGAGUCUGAGGGGGAUGAGGAUACUGUAGAUGGUAUCUACAUCAAGAACACAGAGAAGGCGAAAAGAUCAAGAUCCCCCAGUGAUAUUGAAAGGAGGUUAAAACGAAAAAAGGCAGUCAAGAAAAAGAGUAUCGUGAAGAAUGACGGCUUCAUCCGACACAGCCAGAGUCUAGACUCGGGGCUGAACAUGGCCAAUUCCCCAGAGCAUGAUUCUGAAAGUCGGGAUGCAAGUGAAGGACUGAAAGAGGACGGGGUACUAGAGGACAUCAAUGGGGACCCUGGUCUCCCUCCAUCUGGGAGGGUUCCGCUCAGGCAGCAGUCUAGGUUGCCCUCUGUAGACGACUACUUCACGUUAAGGUUUGCGGACAACAUCGAUGGUGAGGAUGUAGAGGUGGUCGCUGCUGUCAAGAACGUCACACUGCAAGAGACUCUCCAUCCCAUACUGGAACGUCGGAACCUGGAUUGUUCCAAAGUGGAUGUAUUUGUAGCUGACUCCAAGACGCCUCUUCCCAUCAACUGUGAUACAUUCAACCUCGCAGGAAGCACUUUGCACAUUAAAUCUUCCGAUCGCAAAAAAGAUAGUGAUUCUGCUGUAAGUCGGAGCGCAUCAAGUAGUCGGCCGUCAAGUGCGUCCAAGUCCACCUCAACGAAAGGAACAAAGUCAGCCGGGAAGAACGCACGACGAGAAUCGGUCACGCAAGUCCCCGUUCUACUCGAGCCCCCGCCUGUAAAACAACGACGGGGCUCGCUACAGUUCUUCAGUAUAUCAAAGAAUGAAAACUCAUCGGGCAAAUCUGGGGAUGGUUUGAAAGUCUAUGAUGACUCCUUUGGGAGCUUACGAUCGCGGCGAGGGAAUAUUAACCUGUCCAUUGAUGAGACGUUCUCCGUCCCGUCUACCAGCCCACAAGGAACUCUCACGUUCAGUGAGGGAAGAAAACUCAGCAAAACGCCUAACAAGCUUGCCAACCUCUUCGCUCCUCUCAAUAAGGAUCGAGAAAAGCUAGAGCAACUAAAUGAAAUUCUCAGCGGCUACAGUCAAAAUGGCCUACCGCCUCCACCUCCUCUCCUGGAGCUGGGCAAGGAGCCAAUCAAAGAGGAGGCCUAUGUCCUAGAAAGCCACUGGAGCGCCAUCGUUGACCAUGCAUCGCAGUUGUCUAAACGCCAACAUGACCAGCAGGAAGCGAUCUGGGAGCUCCUGCAGACAGAGCUGUCCUACCUCUCACAGAUCCGGGUUAUAACAGAGGUCUUCCAAGCUUGCCUUCUCAAUGUGCAGAGUGACUCUCUUCUUAAUGAGAUCGAGACGGAGAAGAUGUUCAACAACAUUGACGCCCUCCUGGCCGUCAACCGACAGCUGUGGGAACAUCAUCUCCUGAAGGUGCUGGAGGAGUCUCGACGUACCCGAGAGCCCUUCAACCCCACCCUCCUCAAACCCGGCUUCACCAAGGAGUUCAGCAAGCUGCUACAGCCCUACACCCAGUACUGUAUGGAGCAAAAGGCUUGUGUCGACUACAUGAAGGCCAAACACAACGAAAAUGACCUCUUUAAAGUUUUUGUCAUGUGGGCGGAGGCACAGAAGAAGUGUAACCGGCUGAAGCUGACCGACCUGCUGGUCAAGCCCAUGCAGCGGCUGACCAAGUACUCCCUGCUACUCCAGGCCAUCCUACGGAAGACCGAGAAUGAACGACAGAGGAGGGACCUGCUCGAGAUGAUUGGCAAGGUUGAUGAGUUUGUGACCCACGUGAACACAAGUAUGAGGGACCAGGUCGACAAGGAGAGAAUGGAAGCCAUUGUGACCAAGAUCGAGCCUUACGAUGCAGUGGAAGCUCCUAAUGAUGAAUGUGUGAAGUUGGUUCAGAGCUACAACUCCAACUUCGACCUCCGAUCUCCGAUGCCAGGCUUCAGUUCGUGUCACAGUCGGGCGCUGCUGAUGCACUCCGCCCUGAAGAUGAAGGAGGCCCAAGCCAGGAUGGAUGUGGACUGUUUCCUGUUCACCGACCUGCUGUUAGUCUGUAAGGCGAACAAACGCAUGGACAAAUUCAAGAUCACCAAACCGCCCAUGAGACUGGAUCGCAUCAUUGUACAGGAUCUCAAGGACAAAGGGAGUUUCCUGCUCAUCUACCUGAACGAGUACCACACCCCCAUCUCGGCCUUCACCUUCCAUGGAGAUCAGACAGGGGUCAAGGUCUGGUUGGACCAUAUAAAACGAGCUCAGGAAACAUAUUCCGAAACUCUGAUGAAGGAUCAGCAGAAGGCCCAAUCCAAGGUCAGCCAGGUCAAAGAGGAGGUCAUUUACACGCCUCUCAGCCCCCUCCCAAAACCUGACCUCAUCUCAAUGGAGCGCAGUGGGAGUAUAGAGUCUGCCGAGGGCAACUUUGUCCCCAAUCUCACCACACAAAACUAUGCAUCACCAUCAUCGCCAAAGAAGCCCAAUGGUAUCGCAGCACAUCUGAGCUUACAGGAUGUCGGGAGAACAGGAUCAAUGGGUACGCUCGUUAACCACACUAGUCCAAAGUCAAGCGAGUUAGCCACAUCCUCCUCCUCCCCCGACUCGUCGCCAGUCACAAAGAAGAAACACAGACCGGUGUCGACUUGUCUCUCCGUGCCUAACAUCAUGGAUGGGCGCCAAGACCUGCAGAUUUCUCCCUCACUUAACUCAGUCUCUCGGGACGAUUCAAAUAUUGACGAUCUUAAGGAAGAAGACAGCAAAGAGAAACGGAACCCUCGAAGGGUUUCGAGGAACGAAAAACGUUACUACACUGUAGAUUCUGUACAGGAACUUCAGAAGAACAAAGAUCGGGAUAAUAGUAUACAUAAAAGACUUUCCUGGAACUUAGGGUCAAAAGAACUAGGGUGUAAAGACUUGCGUCUGGAGGAGCGGAAUCUACAGGACCCGCUCCACGCGUCAGAUUCUCUGAGGAGUAUUCCAAGCUCUAGUGGUUUUAGUUCGUCAGGGUCGUUACAUUUGAACCCAGAGAGUGAGAUCAGUGAGGAAACGUAUAUUCAUACGAGUGACCAUGAUGUGUCGAUGUUGAGUAUAGAGCGGGAUGACAUGCCUGCAGAACUUACGCCCGAGACCAAAAAUUUCAAGUCCAAGUCAACAUCAGACAUCAUGGCGUUAAUGCAGGAUCUGAAGACGAGUGACCAGGAAGGCGGGAUUACAUCCGUGGAACUACCCAUGGUGGACAGCAACAAGAAGAAGCUGUCACACGCGCAGAUACUCAGGAUGAAGAAAAUGCACCUACUUCUUAACUCCAACGUUGAGGCAUCGGAGGUAUAGCAGUCGGAGUGAGACGUUGUACAUAGACGUAUACAUAGCCAGAAACAUUGUACAUAUGUACAUAUCUCCUGUACACAGAACUAGACAAAGUGCUCAGUGUAUAACAAGGUAGCGUGUCAUCCAUGGGACAUGGUUAUACAAGAAAGUGAUACAAUAUAGGGUCAAGGACACAGCAGUGGUACACCAGGUGGUACAAUCAGUGGUACAAACAGCUGCCAAAUACUGCACACCACCAGUAUUAGUAGUAAUGAAAUGAUACUGGAAAACACCAGUAUUAUAGCAAUACACUUCUCCACUUUGGUGAAGUCUCAUGCUGUAUUAAUAAUCCCGAAUUUCUGGAAAUAUUUCUUAAAAACCAGGAACGCUGGAAUGAAUUCUGGAUUAGACUGAUCAAAGCUAGAGUGAUUACUGGUUUGAACCGGUAUUAGCUGGAAUCAAUACUGGAUUGUACCUGUACUAGCUAGAAUGAAUACUAGAUUGUACUGGCAAUGGCAGGAAUGUUGUGAUUAGCUUUACUUGGGAAUAUGAUCUCAAGACAUCUUCACCAUUACCAAGAUGUUGACAGAGGGGCUUUGGACAGAGACCUCUGGAGAACAAACUGUGUUACCCAAGGCAAAAACUGUGAAACCUGUCAGACUGGAAUCCCUGUUUCCAGGACGAUUCUGUAAGAAAAAUCUACAUACACAGGACAUUACUCUGUCAGAAAGAAAUUUUAAUCCGGAAAUGUGUUUUCGGGACAAGUUUUCAUCGGGAACAUCAUCAUCCAGAUCAACAGGUGCUCUGUCCUGGGUGACCAUGGCGCUCAGCUGGAACUGUUUGAACACGCAGUGCAAGGUGGAUGCUCAGCAACUGUGAGCUGGCGGGGAUUGUUGAAUGAAGUGCAUUGACAGAACAAGAGAUUGGUUUUGUUCGGUGCCAUGAUUGCCUGGAGGGAAGAUAUUGUGUGGAUAGUGUUAGCUAGCCCUACUGAAGGAAGGUGCCAUGAUUGCUCUCAAAAUGUUACCUGGAAUGACUGGACAAGUUGCAGAGGAGCAAGAUGAAAAUUGUUUCAAUAAGCGCCUGAUUAAGUGAUGACUGGUUGUCCUAUGCAAUAGACGACAGUGGUACUUUAUUGGGAUUCAAAGUCACAGCUGACAGAACAAAUACAACUAAUAAUGUCAACACUAGAGAAUAACCAGAUUCAAUGAUCUACCAGAAAAGAUUUCAUUGGGCGUGAAAGGCAAAAUGGUGUGAAAAUUAUAUGAAUGUAUCACUUAAAAUCAGUGAUGACACCAGGUGUUUGCGAAAAGGUAAGCAUGUCCUGCUCCACCUGUAGCAACUGCCACUCACAUCAUUUGCAGAUAAAAGGCAGCGUUUGUUGCCUGGGGCUGCCGAGCAGGGCUCCUGCCAUGGGACAGUGGCCUGAAGAUGAAGCUGAUACUGAUUGUUCUCGCAUAUCCCUGUAAAGUACUGUCAGGAGUCCUCUAUCUGUCUGAGAGCACAGCCAAAUACCUCCACAAGAAGCACAGUGUAUAUGGUGAACAGAUCGUGCAAACCACACUAUUCACUUGCCUUGUCCCAGGCAUCUGUUGUCGAACUCAAGACACAUGCAGCUGCACCUUUGUUUAUUUGAUGGGGAUAUAUUUGUACUACACGUGGCCCAAAUAACAAAUGCCCUUGGAUCAGAGCCACUAGAUGUACUCAGAUGUAGGAUGUUUCCACCAUUGCCCUUCCAAUGUUGCCUCUUCACAAUAAAGGUGUUGCAAGCACCCUAGUCCACGAGAUCAGAGCAAUUUAUUUCACCAGAGGUCCAUUUAAGUUUGUUUUGGGGCGGUGGGGUAGCCUAGUGGUUAAAGUGUUCGCUUGUCACACCAAAGACCUGGGUUCAAUUCCCAACAUGGGUACAAUGUGUAAAGCCUAUUUCUGGUCUCCCCUGUCGUGAUAUUGCUGGACUAUAUAUAAAAGAGGUAUAAAACCAUACUCACUAAUGUUUGUUUCUAAGACCAAAAAGGCUGAAUUUUUUUUGGGGGGGGGGCAGGGUAGCCUAUUGGUUAAAGUGUUCUCUCGUAAUGCCAAAGACCCAGGUUCGAUUCCCCAACAUGGGUACAAUGUCUGAAGCCCAUUUCUGGUGUCCCCCACCCCUUGAUAUUCCUGGAAUAUUGCUAAAAGCGUCUUAAACCAUACUCACUUUGUCAAAAAUGUAUGGACCUCUAUAUGAAAUAAAUGGCUCCCAUCUCUAGGACUACUUGGUUACACAGCCUCAACAAUGCAACGAAGCCCUGAUCAAAACAACGACACGAGGAUUACGUAGACUCCAUGUUGUAUCAGCGUGUGUUCGUGGAACAUGACAUCUUCGUUGUAACAUUAGGACCACACUACACAGAAGCAGGACUGUAGGGAGGAAUCCUUAGACCAGCCGAUACGUUUUUGAAGUAAUGGUCAGUUCGUAUUUAAAAAUUUGCUUUUUAAGGUUCUAGAAUGCUUGUAUCAUUUUUGAGAGGACGUCAAACCGGGAUAAAACUACCAAAUUUGGAACUACAUUUUAUACAGUUGGAGACCAUGCUAUUCCGUGGGGUUUAUUAUCUGCUCCACUUCUGAUAGGGAUAUUUAAUCUUUUCAUAAUACAUAAGACCGGUUUUCAUAAUAUGUCAAGUGUACAUUUAAAAAGAAUGACAUAUCUGAUUAUCCUUAUCAAAAGCUGAUCAGUUUAUUUGGUUUUAAUCGUUUUAGAUAUGAUAAUAUUGAUAUUAUCUGAAACUUCAGUUCGUAAAACCAAGAUUAUCUGUAAAUGAGAGAAUAAGUAACACCAACCAAGGAAUAUAUGAGCACUUCUAGAGCACAAGAAGGUUGGCAUUUUUAAGCCCGGACUGGCUUUUCUGUAGGAGAAUCAUGCUGGUGUUUUAAGAGCUGUUGAAAGAUACGUAUAAUCUCACUGACCGAGAAAAGGAUACUGACUUCUCCACUUCUACGAUGUAGGUCAAUGUGUAGAAUCUGAUGUGCUCGUACUACAAAUAUCAUCCGAAUACUGCUGAAACAUGUUUGAUAAGAAUUUAGUUUUACUUUCGAUACUGUAUUGUUGUGAACAAGUCCAUGACAUCUGACUGGUUGUUUAUUAUAGGGGAGGGGGUGUGGUGGGGGAAUGUUUUGGGGGUCAGCAAGAUAUUUUUAUUCCCAUCACAGUUUCACCUGUAUGUGGUGGGGUAUUCUAGUGGUUAAAGUGGUCGCUCGUCAUGCCGUAGCUCCGGGUUUGAUUCCCCACAUGGGUACAAUGUGUCAAGCCCAUUUCUGGUGUCUCCCGUCGUGAUAUUGCUGGAAUAUUGCUAAAAGCUGUGUUAAACCAUACUCAUUCCAAUUCUUAGACAUUUUGUAAUUCCAACAGAUGGACACAAACACCUGUUUCUCAUGACUUUGUUGGGGGUGGG